UUCCAAGAUAUUGCCAACACAAAACUUUAUAUCUAAGGAAGUAUCGCAAAUAUGAAUCCAUUAAACGCAUUACUCACAAUUUAUUCAAGUAUAAACAUCACCUUUUCCCAAAUCAAGCUUCGAUUCUCUGAAAUACUCAUGUUUAAUAAGAUGAUCAAGAUUCUUAGGCCAGAUGGCCGAAAGUUCAUGAUCUCCUCUUUCUUCUGCAUAAUUGUCCUCUGCAUAUUAGCUUCUAUCAACGAAAUCCGCUUCGAAAAUAUAUUAAAAUUCAGCAGAUGCACUCUUUCUCUGCCUCAAAGUUCCCCUGAUUCUGUAGAGCUAUUAGCAUCUUCUCCCAACGAUAUCCGAAUUUUACUAGGAAUCUUAACACUUCCUGAUCAGUACAAUCGUCGUCACUUUCUCCGUCUCAUCUAUGGCACGCAAUCAAGACCAGCAGGUACUCAAGUUGAUGUAAAAUUUGUGUUCUGCAACCUCACGAAAGAGGACCAGAAAGUCCUAGUUGCCCUUGAGAUAAUGCUUUACGACGACAUAAUAAUCCUGAAUUGCCAAGAAAACAUGAACAAAGGUAAAACUUUCACCUUCUUUUCUAGCUUACCCGAAAUUUUUAGCAGCAAUGAUUCAUCAGUACCUUAUCCGCCUUAUCAUUACAUCAUGAAAGGCGACGAUGAUACGUAUUUUAGAUUAGAGAGCCUAGUGGAAUCUUUAAGGCCAUUGCCUAGAGAAGAUUUGUAUUAUGGUUAUGUUAUUCCAUGUCCAAGUAUGGACCCUUUUGUGCAUUAUAUGUCUGGUAUGGGAUAUCUGAUUUCAUGGGAUAUAGCUGAGUGGAUUAGAGAUUCGGAUAUACCAAGGAAUCAUUUGGAAGGUCCAGAAGACAAAGUCUUUGGAGAUUGGAUGAAAGAAGGGAGAAGAGGGAAGAAUAGAUAUAAUGCAAAGUGGUCCAUGUACAAUUUUCCGGUGCCUCAUACAGGGUGCACUCAUGAGCUUUGGCCUAAUACGGUGGCUGUUCAUCUUUUGAAGACUCAGGAGAAGUGGAUCACGACGUUAAAUUAUUUCAAUGUUACAAGGGAUUUGAAGCCCUCCAAAUUGUAUCAUAUUCCAUAGGUACAGUUAUACUACCAUACUCUGAUCUGUAUUUUUUUUUUUUUCAUAUCUAAUUUGCGAAUUUGUGACAGUGAUUUUAAUUUGUCAACUGAACAAAUAAUUACUUACAGCUGAUUUGUAGACCCCUCUUUAGUUUUAGUAACAUCUGAAAAUCUGGAUUUUUAUAGAACUCUUAUCUUCAAUGACAAGUAAAUCUAUGAACAAUCACUUCUCA
Molecule: messenger RNA, 1315 nt
Organism: Daucus carota subsp. sativus
Lineage: Eukaryota; Viridiplantae; Streptophyta; Magnoliopsida; Apiales; Apiaceae
Exons: 1
Coding region: 52-1101 (349 amino acids)
Cellular component (GO): Golgi membrane
Molecular function (GO): hexosyltransferase activity
Source: RefSeq, a predicted model, not a curated record